This is a messenger RNA of Triticum urartu, 1213 nucleotides long. RefSeq names its product ABC transporter I family member 11, chloroplastic. Gene Ontology annotation, cellular component: membrane; chloroplast envelope. Gene Ontology annotation, molecular function: ATPase-coupled transmembrane transporter activity; ATP binding; ATP hydrolysis activity. Gene Ontology annotation, biological process: transmembrane transport. Lineage: Eukaryota; Viridiplantae; Streptophyta; Magnoliopsida; Poales; Poaceae. The record is from RefSeq and is a predicted model, not a curated record.
CCCCGCUCGACGCUCCCUCGGUCUCCCCUGCUCCGUCGGCGGCUAGGAUUGGUACCUCGGCGUCCUGAUCCGUCUGAGGUCUGCGUCCUCCGAGUCUCUGAUGCGGUGGAUUUCUAUAAUCUUGAACUGAGCAGCACCAAUUCCCUUCAUCCCGUUCGAGCCCCGCUUCCUCCGAAGCUCCCCACCACCGCGAAACUAUGCUCGCUUUGGCCAAUGUCGCUUUCCCACCCACAGUUUCGUCCUCUCCGGUUAAGAUGACAAGGAGGUUUUCUUGGAGAUGUCGAGCAGAACGGGUGUCAGCUGGGUACUCCCAGUUGGAGGUUAGAAAAGUCAGCUACCGACCUCCUGGAACUGAGCAAAACUUAUUGAAUCAAACUAGUCUCUCUCUCCAGGAGAAAAGUUUUGGUUUGAUAUUUGGACGGAGUGGGAGUGGAAAGACCACUCUUUUACAGCUUUUGGCCGGUCUAUCAGAACCUACCUCUGGUUCAAUUUGCAUUCAGAAGUAUGAUGAUAGUGGAAAUCCAAUUGGUCUGUCGGAAGUGUUAGCUCCUCAAAGAGUCGGUAUUGUAUUUCAGUUUCCUGAGAGGUACUUCUUAUCAGAUACUAUACUUGAGGAAGUUACUUUUGGAUGGCCAAGGCAAAAGGCAGACAUUCCUUUGAGGGAGCAACUCACUUUAAAACUUCAGAAUGCCAUUAACUCUGUUGGUCUAAGUGCCAUUUCAUUGGAUAAGGAUCCACAGUCUCUUAGUGGUGGGUUUAAGCGGCGACUUGCUCUGGCAAUUCAACUGGUUCAAACUCCUGAUUUAUUGUUGCUUGAUGAGCCCCUCGCUGGACUUGAUUGGAAAGCUCGGGCUGAUGUUGUGAAUCUCCUGAAGGACCUAAAGAAAGACCACACCAUACUGGUUGUAAGUCAUGACCUAAGAGAACUAUACCCGCUGGUAGACCGGUCCUGGAGAAUGGAAAUGGGGGGUGUUUUGAAGGAGGAACCUUUACCUGUAUAGAUUAACAUUUUUUUCCUCGGAAAAUUCAUAACUUUUUUUUUUGUGUGUGCAGCUGGAAUGCUGACCCAUUUGUUGUUGCAGUGAACAGGCUCAUAGCUAGCUAGGGAUCCUAAUGUAAUGUUUGUAAUAGUACAAGGCAAGUUGCAAAAUCUAUUGAGAGUGACUCCACACCUACUGGAUUUUUGUCAAUAAUAGCAUGAUGUUAUUUCACA